Messenger RNA from Periophthalmus magnuspinnatus, 969 nucleotides. RefSeq names its product NADH:ubiquinone oxidoreductase complex assembly factor 2 (gene ndufaf2). Lineage: Eukaryota; Metazoa; Chordata; Actinopteri; Gobiiformes; Gobiidae. The record is from RefSeq and is a predicted model, not a curated record. Gene Ontology annotation, biological process: mitochondrial respiratory chain complex I assembly. Gene Ontology annotation, cellular component: membrane. The coding region runs from base 74 to 559 and encodes 161 amino acids. The transcript has 4 exons.
UUCAUCAACAAGGAGACAUCUUAGAGAAACACAUCAAAAUCACCUUCAAAAACCAAUCACUUUUUAUGUGAAUAUGAGCAGAAUAGCGGGUGCAUUACGGAGGACGUUUGGAGUGGUCCGGGAGCACGUCGGGACGGAUCAUUUUGGGAAUAAAUACUAUGUUGUUCCAGAACAGAAGACAUGGACAGGGAGAGUGGUACGAGCCAAGCGAAUGGUGGAGGCAGCAAAUCCCUCAGAAUUUGAGUACAUAGAAGGCAGCAUUCCCAUAGAGUGGGAUGCGUGGAUACGAGGCAGACGGAAGGAGCCCCCAUCCAAAGAGGAGCUGAUGAAGAACAUUUCGUACAGAGAGCAGAUCAAGCAGAAGGCACAGGAGGUGGAGGAGAGGGACCAGGUGUUACUGGAGAAGGAGUACGGGGCGGGGCCAGUGGCCAUGCCCCGAACUGUUGCUAAGGGACACGCUUCGGCCGCCAGCUUCGGACAAGAGACCAUUAGUGAAGAACCAACCAGCACCGCAAACACCUUUCAGCCCGGCUCCUGGAUGCCCAACACCAAGAAAUGAACUCACACAUGCUGCAGACUGCUGGGGUUCCACAGGUGUCUGAAUUAUGAAAAAUUAGGACUGUUGCAAUAGUGAUUAACCAUUUAAAUCUGAAUAUGAUGUCUCUUGAAUGGUAGAAGUCCUCACAAUGUUGCAUAUAACCCACGAAUAGGUUGCGUUCACACGACAUUACAAAACAGCAAGAGGCAGUAGUUUAAAAUGAAGACAGCCAGGUUAAUAUCCAGGUCAAAACAUCUGCACAACAUAUAUGUUAAUAUCUCUAUAAUUACAGAUAUGACAUAAUAUGAAAUGUGUGGAGCCAACCAUAGAGAAAUGAGGUUCACCAUAUGUGGAUUCUGUGUUCUGUUUAUUUCUUUCAAACAAUUAAUGGCCCACAGAGUUAUAUAGACUGUUUUGUUGUUAUGUUCUCC